This is a messenger RNA of Drosophila miranda, 1261 nucleotides long. RefSeq lists its product as uncharacterized. The transcript has 2 exons. The coding region runs from base 93 to 1205 and encodes 370 amino acids. The record is from RefSeq and is a predicted model, not a curated record. Lineage: Eukaryota; Metazoa; Arthropoda; Insecta; Diptera; Drosophilidae.
GUCCCAAUCGAAUCGAAUCGAAUCGCUUUGCGUUGCGUUGCGUCGCGCCGCAUUCCACUCGCAGUUUCAAUUUUACAGAAUACAGAUACAGAAUGGAGCUCCAUUGGUUGUGUGGCACCACCUUGUCGCUGGUGCUGCUGCUUUGGGUCUCACCUGUCCGCUGCCAGGCGCAGUGCAAUGCGGGGACAGCCGCCCGCCAGAAACGCAUUGUCAUACGCAGUCCGGGAGCGGGGCAGCUGGGCGAGUUGGACAGGUGCCAGUACCGGGUGGCGCCAUGGAGCACCCAGGUGUGUCAAGUGCGCAUCGAUUUCGAGCGGCUGGAGCUGCCGCAGCCGCAGCUGAACGCCAGCACGGGGACAGUGGAGUGCGGGGACUUUCUGCAGGUUCAGCGCUUUCGCCUCUGCGGCCGCAGCAGCGGACAGCACCUGUACGUGCCCCUCCACCGGGGUCAAGAGCUGCAGCUGCUCUUCGUUCUGGCCACGCCGCUCUCCAGGCAGCAGUCCACGUGGCAGAUGACCCUCACCCAGCUGGAGUGCCCCCGCGAUUCACUGGCAGUGGCCAACGCCCCGAAGUCGGCGGUAGAGCAGCCCAGAGUACGCCCCUUUCUGCCGUUUAUGAGUAAUCUCCUGCCAAGGACCAUUUUCGGCGGAGAGACGGGCAUAGGCUCUGGCCAGGGUCCAGCCGCACAGCUCAUCCAGAGCUUGCGCUCCCCUUCGCAGGCGGAUCUGGAGCUGCUGGCUCCGAUGGGCUGCGAUCAGUACUGGAGGAGCCAGACAGGCGGUAUCGUCAGCUUCAACUUCGCCGGCGGCAUCUACAUGCCCAGCAUGCGGUACUCCAUCUGCGUGAAGGGCGCGUUAGACAGUGAGAUAAGCUACAAGAUCGAACACUUCGAGCUCUCGAAAACAGACGCCGACAGGGCCGGGCCCGGCUAUGAUACGGACUGUCGCAGCACUGUGCGAACGGCGGGACGCGUGUCCGACUAUCUACUCAUACCCAACUCGUACGUGAUCAACCAGCCAGAACUGCAGCCCACUUACUACUGCGGCAACGGGAUGGCGGGCCGGGAGCUCGUUGCACGUCCGCCAUUUGUCAUUCACUUCUCCAGCGAUGCGCAGACAAGUGCAUCCGAGACCGGCUUCCAGCUGACCUACGCAGUCCGGCAGUCGCAGGAGCAGCAGCAGCAGCAGUUCCAAGUGGAAUUGUAAAUGCACCCAAAUUGGCAUAAAUAAAGCCGUAGCAUUAACUAAAUCAACGCACACAA